GCUAAAAUGGAUUAAAAUAUUCAUGUAAGACCCUUACACAUAUGAGUCUGUAUCUUCAUGAGAACAGGAGAGAGAUAGAGGAAGAGAUGAUUUUCAAAAGAUAAACAUAGAAAAAGAGAAACUCAAAUUAAUCAAAGAUAUAAUAUAAUGUGUAUUUAUAGAUCAGAUCACAUCUUUAAGCUUCUUCUUCUCCUUCUUCGACUUCUUUUCUCGUCUAUACUCUUUCUCUUCUCUUCUCGUCUAUAGACCAGAAAACAAAUCUGGGCUUUUGUUUUUGUUGAUGUCUUCAUACAGAGAAGUAUUUCAAUCAGGAUCCAUGGCUUUUGAGUAGGUUAAUGUAUUACACGAUCACAAAUUAAGGGCUAAUUUUAUAAAUUUUAAAAUGGAGGACGAAAGCCAAAAGCCGCAUCGAGUGUCACGUAAAUUAGAGCAGAGUGGAUCCCACUGUAGUAGUCAAGGAGCCGAUGAAGAGUCGAGAUCAGCCAGAUGCUCCCGGAAAAGGUGCCGGUCUUGGGCGGCGGCGGGGAUCGCUGACUGCGUGGCGCUCUGCUGUUGUCCCUGCGCCGUGGUGAACCUCCUCACCCUCGCCUUCGUUAAGGUCCCCUGGAUGAUCGGGCGGAAAUGUAUCGGCCGGAGUAAGAAGAAACGGAGGAAUCGGGAGGAUCGUUUACAUAAGCAGCAGCAGAAGCGGAGGUCGACAGAGAUGGUGAGCGGUGGCGGAGAUGACGACCACCGGUUUGUGGUGGAGAGAGAUGGGAGUUUGACGAAGGAGGAAGAAGAAGAAAGAAGGGGGUCGUCGUUAGAAGAAGAGACGAGGAUAAGUGCGAGAGUGGAAGCAGAGAGAGUUUGGUUGGAGUUGUAUCAGAUUGGUCAUCUUGGCUUUGGUAGAGUCUCCUUCACUGGAAUUCAAUCAAUUCAUCAUCAGUAGUAACCAAUAGAGUCAGAGAGAUACAUAUAUAUAUAUUCAUAGCUAAGCUAGGCGUAUCAUUUCCAAAACAACAUCAAAACAGUACUACUAUAUACUACAUAAAAAUUGUUUUGUGAAAUUCUUUUAGUGCAGCAAAUAAAAUUUCAAAAUUACAUAUUUCAGAUUUCUCACCCACAAGCUAUUAUUUAAGAGAGAGAGAAAAAAAUGUACAUGGUUAAAAGUUUUUUCAUACGCAUAUAUAAAAUAUGUAGUAUAGAUAUGGGCUCACUCGUUCGGGCCCAUAUUGUAGGGCUUGCACAAUGAUUAGCAGAAAAGGGUAGUUUGGGAAAU
Camelina sativa (false flax) is the source of this 1258-nucleotide messenger RNA. RefSeq lists its product as uncharacterized. Lineage: Eukaryota; Viridiplantae; Streptophyta; Magnoliopsida; Brassicales; Brassicaceae. The record is from RefSeq and is a predicted model, not a curated record.